Osmerus eperlanus (European smelt) is the source of this 3565-nucleotide messenger RNA. It is a transcript of the gene mthfd1l, whose product is annotated as methylenetetrahydrofolate dehydrogenase (NADP+ dependent) 1 like. The record is from RefSeq and is a predicted model, not a curated record. NCBI's taxonomy places the organism in Eukaryota, Metazoa, Chordata, Actinopteri, Osmeriformes, Osmeridae. Gene Ontology annotation, cellular component: cytosol. Gene Ontology annotation, biological process: tetrahydrofolate interconversion. Gene Ontology annotation, molecular function: formate-tetrahydrofolate ligase activity; ATP binding; methenyltetrahydrofolate cyclohydrolase activity.
UGAGCGCGCCUACUCGUGCGCGCGCGGUCCUUCAUUCACAGAUAGAACGUUCACCGUUUGGUCUACAAGUUACCAUCUAGACCAGCUCGUGUAGAUCGGUUCAUAACAACAGUUAGCAACCAUUUAUUGGCAAAUAUUUCGUCUUCUUCAUGAUGAGAUUAUCAACACUACGCCACGCUUCUCGCUGCCUUCCGUCUUCUUCUGCGCAUCCACCCUACAGCGGAGGCAGGGUGAUCGGCUUUGGAAGGCGAUGCCUGCCGGUAGAUGAUUCAGCCAGGACCUGGUUAGUUCAGCGAGCAUCUAGCUCCAAAAGCGGCAGAAGUUCGGAAGCAGUGCUCAAUUCUGAGAGACGGAAAAGGAAAAACGAUGGACUUGGGCAAGAAAAUAUCCUCAGGGAGAUUGUUCAAAAAACCAAAGAGGAGAUGGUGGUCUUGCAGAGGGACCAACUUAGCCCAAUGCUAGCCAUCAUACAGGCAGGUGAAGACGACAGCCUGCUUGAAAUGAACAAGAAAAUGGCUGGAAAGAUUGGCCUGAAUAUUACUCAGAUCUGUCUGCCAAGAGAGUGCACUGAGGAUGAGAUUAUUGAGGAGGUGCUGCGUCUAAAUGAGGACCCCAAGGUGCACGGUGUGUACCUCCACCUCCCCCCUGCCUCCCUCACCAGCAGGGUGCUCGACUCCCUCAAGCCCAACAAAGACGUGGACGGUGUGACCGACCUGAACGCGGGCCGUCUGGUGCGAGGGGACGUGACCCAGGGCUUUGUGCCACCCGUGGCCAGAGCUGUCAUGGAGCUGCUGGCCAGACAUGACGCCCCUCUGGAGGGCAAGACAGUGGUGCUGGUGGGGGGUGAAGAACCCCUGGGGGUGGCCCUGCAGUGCCUGAUGCAGAGAGGCAGCAUGGUGGUCCUCAACAGCACCUCAGGCGGGCUACAGAAACAGGUGGUGCAGGCUGAUGCCGUGGUCCUCCUGGGGCCUCACAUGGAUGUCCCACCCAGCUGGCUGAGACCCGGGGCUGCUGUCAUCCACUGUAGCCCCGCCCUGACGACAGAUGGUGAUGGAGUAGAGAGCUCUUCCUGGUCAGAGGUGGGGCCUCUCUCCGCAGCCCUCAGAAUGAAGAACGUGGUGCGUAGCGGCCGUCUCUGGCUGCAGGAGCAGCAGUACAGACCCUGGAGGCUCCGCAGCCUCAAGCUGCAGCCCCUCUCCCCUGUGCCCAGUGACAUUGAGAUCUCCCGCGCCCAGACCCCCAAGCCCGUGGGUCAGCUGGCUGAGGAGGUGGGCCUGCUGCCCGGCGAGCUGGAGGCCUAUGGGAGCACCAAGGCCAAGGUCCGCCUCUCGCUGCUGGACCGCCUGCAGGGCCAGCCCGACGGGAAAUACGUCCUCGUGGCCGGCAUCACUCCCACACCGCUUGGCGAGGGUAAAAGCACGGUGACCAUCGGCCUGGUGCAGGCCCUCUCCGCCCACCUCAAGCUCAACUCCUUCGCCUGCCUCCGACAGCCCUCCCAGGGACCCACCUUUGGGGUCAAAGGGGGGGCUGCGGGAGGGGGCUAUGCCCAGGUCAUCCCCAUGGAAGAGUUCAACCUUCAUCUGACAGGCGACAUUCACGCCAUCACGGCAGCCAAUAACCUCGUAGCAGCAGCCAUUGAUGCCCGGAUUCUCCACGAGGCCACCCAAUCAGACAAGGCCCUGUACAACAGACUCGUUCCUCCAGUGAACGGAGUCAGGCGUUUCUCACCCAUUCAGAUCGCCAGGCUGCGACGUCUGGGCAUCAGUAAGACCACGCCCGGCUCUCUCACGCCCCAGGAGGUCAGCUCCUUCGUUCGCCUCGACCUCGACCCCUCCAAGGUCACCUGGCAAAGAGUGGUGGACACCAACGACCGCUUCCUGAGACAGAUCACCGUGGGACAAGCCAGCACUGAGAAGGGCCACGUCAGACAGACUCAGUUUGACAUCGCUGUGGCCAGUGAGAUCAUGGCCAUCCUGGCCCUGACCGACGGCCUGGGCGACAUGAGAAGACUGGGGCGCAUGGUGGUGGGCAGCCGCAGUGGAGAGCCCAUCACUACAGAGGACCUGGGUGUGAGCGGUGCGUUGGCAGUGUUGAUGAAAGAUGCUAUUAAGCCCACUCUGAUGCAGACCCUCGAGGGUACUCCAGUGUUCGUCCACGCUGGGCCCUUCGCCAACAUCGCCCAUGGCAACUCCUCCGUGCUGGCAGACAAGCUGGCAUUGAAGCUGGUUGGACAGGACGGCUAUGUUGUGACUGAAGCAGGGUUCGGGGCAGACAUUGGGAUGGAGAAGUUCUUCAACAUUAAGUGCCGGGCCUCCAAGCUGCAGCCCAACGUCGUGGUGCUGGUGGCCACGGUCCGAGCCCUCAAGAUGCACGGGGGUGGGCCCAACGUGUCGGCAGGAUCACCUCUGCCCAGAGAGUACACAGAUGAGAACCUGAGCCUGGUGUCAGAGGGCUGCAGUAAUCUGAAGAAGCAGAUUCAGAUCGCCCACCUGUUUGGAGUACCUGUAGUGGUUGCUCUCAACGUCUUCAGGACCGACACCCAGGCGGAAAUUGACAUCGUGUGCCAGAUUGCCAGAGAGUCGGGCGCGUGCGCCGCCGUGCCGUGUCAUCACUGGGAGCGGGGUGGGCAGGGCUCGCUGGAGUUGGCCCAGGCGGUGAAGGAGGCGGCCAGCACACCCAGCCACUUCCGGUUCCUCUACGACCUCCAGACGCCCAUAGUGGAGAAGAUCAGGAUGAUAGCUCAGAAGGUGUACGGGGCUGAUGACAUUGAGCUGUCCCCAGAGGCCCAGGCCAAGAUAGACUACUACACCCAGAAGGGCUUCAGCACACUGCCCAUCUGCAUGGCCAAGACCCACCUGUCCCUCUCCCACAUGCCCGACAAGAAGGGCGUGCCCACCGGCUUCACUCUGCCAAUCAGAGACGUCCGUGCCAGCAUUGGGGCGGGGUUCAUCUACCCCCUGGUGGGCACGAUGAGCACCAUGCCAGGCCUGCCCACGCGCCCCUGCUUCUAUGACAUCGACCUUGACCCUGUCACUGAGGAAAUCACCGGGCUGUUCUGAGCACGCUCCAAUCUCAGCAGGGGGAUUGGCUGCAGGAUCAAGCCUCUUCUGGCUCCAGCCCUGGUCUGACAUCCGCCGACACAGGAAGGACUCUCAAGGCACGCUUUAUUACUGGUGGCAUCAUUUUGCAUAUCAUCCUUGUUUAAGCCAAGCGAGACCUAUCAACCUGUGGGCUUUUUUAUGUGUCUUAAAAAGAUUUCAGUAGUUUUAGUUGAAAAGGAACGUGUUUUAAGUUACUUUUAUCAAAUUAAGCCAUAAAGUUGUUUGUUUGAGAUUCUAUCGCUGCUGAUGUUUUAUACGCCUGUGUCCUAACUUUAUUUUACUAAAUGCAGUGUUUCUGAACCAGAUUCAGAAAGUGUUAUGCGCACAAGCUCUUUUUAAUGUAGCCUAACAUUUCCGAACCAAAGAAAAUCCUGCUGACAGUGUGAAUCUAUGAUUGUGUGAGUCCUAACUGCGUGACUUUAUAUAGAAAUCCUCAGCCUUAAUAAAAGUUUCAACAAAUGCCA